UCAUUUUGCCUUUUGCAGUGCAACCACCCGGAGGAGAAGAUGGAUUGGAGCGCACUGCACACCAUUUUGGGGGGUGUCAAUAAAUACUCCACCAGCAUUGGGAAAAUCUGGCUCACUGUUCUCUUCAUUUUUCGCAUCAUGAUCCUCGUUGUAGCAGCAAAGGAAGUGUGGGGAGAUGAGCAAGCUGAUUUUACCUGCAACACUCUGCAGCCAGGAUGCAAAAAUGUCUGCUAUGACCACCACUUCCCCAUCUCUCACAUACGACUCUGGGCUCUUCAGCUGAUCUUUGUAUCCACGCCCGCCCUCCUGGUGGCCAUGCAUGUAGCCUACCGGAGACAUGAGAAAAAAAGGAAGUUCAUGAAGGGAGAAAUAAAGAACGAAUUUAAAGACAUCGAAGAAAUCAAAAGUCAGAAAGUCCGCAUCCAAGGGUCGCUGUGGUGGACCUACACCAGCAGCAUCUUCUUCCGCAUCAUCUUUGAAGCUGUCUUCAUGUACGUCUUCUAUAUCAUGUACGACGGAUUCUACAUGAAGCGGCUGGUGAAAUGCACCUCGUGGCCGUGUCCCAAUACAGUGGACUGCUUUGUCUCCAGACCCACCGAAAAGACUGUCUUCACGUUUUUCAUGAUUGCAGUGUCUGGAAUUUGCAUAAUGCUAAAUGUCACUGAAUUGUGUUACUUGUUAAUUAGAUAUUGCUCUGGAAAGUCGAAAAAACCAGUUUAACACCUUACCCAGUUAUUAGAUGAAAGAUAGGCAUCAUGAAAAGGAUGAGGCAACCCUUGCUUAGCUGUCAAAGUAAAGAUUUUUAUCUUAAACACAAUCAUUUGAAAUUCCCCUCGGUCUCAUGUAAAACCUUAAGUUCGCCCCCCGCCCCCCCCCAGCUUACCACUCUCCUAAAGCUUCAAAACAAAGACUCUCCUAAAGCUUCAAAACAAAGGCUCAAUUCUAUGCCUGUGUUGAUUUUCACUAAAAUUAGUUCUAAUGAAACCCUGUGUUGCUAGGGGAUUAUUCGUGGAAGGUACUUUCAGAUUUUAAACAAAGGGUACCCACUUUUUUUGUCUUUAAGAAAAGGCGAGAAACAUCAGUUUCUAAAGAGGACACUGAGAAGAUUUGUUUGGUCCUCUUAGGGUUCCCUUUGCCAAUUUGCCCCAAAUUAGAAGUAAGCAUAAAGAAAUCUCAGUGUUUGGUUUGCUUUGAGAGUUUUAGUUCUUAACUAUGGGUAAAGAUACUUAAUGCUUCAAACCAUGUUAUACUUACUUAAGUGAAAACUUUUUAAAAAUAAGAUGUUCCUCUGAUCUACAAAAUGUUCUAAAAAACAUUAUAUGUUCCUCCUAUUUCAAAGGCUCAGAUUGUGAUAUGUAAAUGGUG
Messenger RNA from Talpa occidentalis (Iberian mole), 1365 nucleotides. RefSeq names its product gap junction protein beta 2 (gene GJB2). The transcript has a single exon. Gene Ontology annotation, cellular component: connexin complex. The record is from RefSeq and is a predicted model, not a curated record. NCBI's taxonomy places the organism in Eukaryota, Metazoa, Chordata, Mammalia, Eulipotyphla, Talpidae. Gene Ontology annotation, biological process: cell communication. Bases 40 to 720 code for a protein of 226 amino acids.